Anoplopoma fimbria (sablefish) is the source of this 3275-nucleotide messenger RNA. RefSeq names its product pbx/knotted 1 homeobox 1.1 (gene pknox1.1). Gene Ontology annotation, biological process: regulation of transcription by RNA polymerase II; angiogenesis. Gene Ontology annotation, molecular function: DNA-binding transcription factor activity, RNA polymerase II-specific; RNA polymerase II cis-regulatory region sequence-specific DNA binding. The record is from RefSeq and is a predicted model, not a curated record. The transcript is spliced from 11 exons. NCBI's taxonomy places the organism in Eukaryota, Metazoa, Chordata, Actinopteri, Perciformes, Anoplopomatidae. The coding region runs from base 259 to 1626 and encodes 455 amino acids.
CCCUAUAUAUCCUUCAAACGCUUCACUUAUCAUUUAGGUUUUGUUUUGGAGGAAAUAUGUGAUAAUUAGCGUUGGCAUUAACGUUAUACCCAACGUAAUAUUACAUUAAUCAGCAUUAAUGUUCAACAUCAACUAUUUGUUUUAUGAAAACGAGCUCGUUUGUUCGCUCUUAAUUACUCUAACCCAGUUUACAAAGGUUGGCCACCUGUCCCUGCUUUCUAUAAUGCCCCAGAGUUUGCAGCAUCAGCAGUGAACGUGAUGGCAGCCCAGUCGGUUUCCAUGGACAAGUACCCAAAGGGAGAGCAGCAGAUGCAAGGUGUAGUAAAGGUAGACGGCGAUUCCGAGCAGAAGUUUAUUGAGGGGACGUUGGCAGAGGCGCCCAGCCCGAUACCCACAGAGCCACAGACACCCAUGGAUGCGGACAAAGCCUCCAUAUAUCGGCAUCCCCUGUUCCCUCUCUUGGCCCUGCUGUUUGAGAAGUGUGAACAGUCCACGCUGAGCUCUGAUUGCAUCACCUCGGCCAGCUUUGACGUGGACAUUGAGAACUUUGUCCGCAGUCAGGAGAAGGAAGGCAAACCCUUCUUCAGCGAGGACCCUGAACUUGACAACUUGAUGGUGAAAGCCAUCCAGGUGCUGCGGAUCCACCUGCUCGAGCUGGAGAAGGUGAGUGACCUGUGUAAGGACUUCUGCAGCCGCUACAUCGCCUGCCUCAAGACUAAGAUGAACAGCGAGACUCUGCUGAGUGGAGAUCCAGGGAGCCCCUACUCCCCCAUACAAGGCCAGGUUCAGGGCUUUUCCCCCACCAAGACUCUGGUAUGGACUACCCCCAGCUCCAUCUCAGGGACUAUCAGUCCUCAGGGUCAAAUUGUGGUGCCAGCGUCAGCUCUGCAGCAAGGGAACGUUACAGUGACAGCAGUCAACCCCACCCAGGUGGUCGCAGGUAUGUCGCCAUGGCAUACAACCGCUCCCUCAGGUGGCACGGUGUAUCAGCCUGUUACAGUCGUCACUCCUCAGGGCCAGGUGGUAACACAGGCUCUAUCUCCUGGGACAAUACGCGUCCAAAACAAUCAGCUGCAGCUGCAGUUUCACCAGGACCUGAACCUCUUUAAUCACGACGACAACUCAACUAAGAACAAACGCGGCGUUCUACCCAAACACGCCACUAAUGUCAUGCGCUCGUGGCUCUUCCAGCACAUCGGGCACCCAUAUCCAACAGAGGAUGAAAAGAAACAGAUCGCCACUCAGACAAACCUGACACUUCUGCAAGUCAACAACUGGUUUAUAAAUGCACGGAGGCGGAUCCUGCAGCCCAUGUUGGACGCCAGCUCCUCGGAGACCCCAAAAGCCAAGAAGAAGACCCCACAAAACCGGCCACUGCAGCGCUUCUGGCCGGACUCCAUCGCCACUGGGGGAGGCAACCAGCAGCAAGUGACCAUGCCUGACGGCACCAUGGUGACGAUGAACAUGGAGGGUCUGCAGAGCUUGACGUCAGACGGCGCCACACUGGCGGUACAGCAGGUGAUGCUGGGAGGCCACAGUGAAGACGAGUCGGGGGACAGCGGAGAUGAGGACGAUGACACGGACAUGGCCGGGCUGGGCCUGGACAACAGCGACUCAUUGCAGUAGAGGACACACUCCCUCACACUCUGAUCUGCACACGAGACAUGCGUAAAUAACUCGACAGGUCACCUGUGUGUUCUCAGACACACUAAAAGUCAUAGCACAAACAGACACACAAACACACAUUAGGUUUACAUAGAGCACAAAAUUACAGGACAGAACGGUCCUGCACUCUUCCAACCCUCCACCCUCCUGAACGGCGGUGUAUGCUGCGCGUGUGUACAUCAGGAGUUUCAUUUCAGAAACAGUUUUUUAAUUAUUUGGUUGAUGUAUGCGAGUGCACUUUUUUGUAUAUUUAAGCUCAACAAGAUUAAAUCAAACAAGCUGAAGAAAAAGGAAGUGUUAAAAACACUCGAAGCUAGUUUGUAUGCUCCUUUAAAUAAUGUUGACUGAUUUCUGAUUUCUUUUCUCGGCCCCUGUUCCCUCUCCCCAGUUGAAUUCUCGUUUUGGAUGCCAACAGUUUCAAGUUGUAUCUGUAAGGGUUUGUCUUUUUUGCAUGCUUGUGUUUUGAGUAGUAUGCGCACUCUUGCGACUAACUCCACGGCUCUCACAUGGGCCCUGCAGGCCAAGCAGAGCCCAAGGUGAGAGAUUGAGAAAAAAAGGAGAUGCUUAUUUUUAUAUACAAAUGUAUGAAUUUAGUGUUUUUUGUUUCAUGUCAGUGUUCUCCUGUUUUGUAAGGAAUAUUUAUGUACAGAUUCAUAAUUAAAGCUAGCAACCCUGUUUUCCAGGGUUCUUUGAAGUUUUCUAAAAAAAAACGAAAAAUGAAUUGAAUGAUGAAAAUUGCUAUUUAAAUUGGUUUUAAACGUACAAUAACAUCAAGGCCUUACCUGUGUUUUUUUUUUCUUUGUUAAAUAAUUCUUGCCAAGAAGCACAAAAAGAAAGUCUGACACUUUUUUAAAAUUGGUCAAAAGGACACUAAACUGCAGAACACAUGUUAAUAAUUUUACGUUGUGUACUGCAACAUUGCAGUAAUCUUUCACAGUAACUUUACUGCAGUGCUCUUAUUUCUUUAAAUAGAGCUCCAGUUUUAACGUCAUUGUGUAUACCAUGCAUCACAUCUUUUAUCAUUUUUACAAUAAUGCCGUCAUUUCUCAAAUGCACAAUCCAGAACACUAUGCUAAUCAAACAAUCACAAGGGUCUGAGUAACCGGUCGGAUAUUAUCAAAUCCAUCAUCAACAAGAAGCAGUGGACUUUUUGCACACGUCAAACUUUUAUUUAUGUACACAUACAUUUUACUGCGAUGAAACGGUUGGAAAGGUCCUUGUUCAUUGCCUGCCUAAAUGGACAGGGACCGCAGCCUCUGUUGGUCCCCCCUGCCACUACAUACACAUGUAGUGAAAGAUUGAAAUCUUUUUAUCAAUAUGUUGAUUACUUCACAAAUUAGGGUGCCUCUUGUUUGAAUAUCUGUAAUAUUGUACUGUACAACAAUGUCUGUCAAUAGCUGCAGCAAUCUGGUUUAUAUCCCUCUUGUAAAGUUGAGAGUUGAAAUGGUUAAUUUCAUGCAGCAUGAGCGUGCAGUGACUCUGUCGGCCCUCGCUGAGCUCUCGGUCCCCACUUGCGUCUGUCUUGCUUUCUAUGAAGCGUUGUUCACUUUUCUCUUGUCUGUUUUGCCUUAGAGCUUUCUAUUUUGGAAUAAACGAUGCCUAACUCUCUG